AAUUCGCCUCAAAAAUAAAAAUAUGAAAAUAAAAAACUGACAGCUGAAAUUCUAAAAUUUGUUUACUUUAAAUACUACAAAACAUUUGCUGUUAUAGGCAUGAAGGAACCGCAAAACAGCGAAAAUGAUGAAAAUAACUAUGAUCCUUACCAGCAUCGUGUGGUUGAGAAUCCAAUGAGUAAUCUCGAAGUCUACAUCAGCUUACUGAAGGCCUCCAUCGGCAUUGGCUGCCUGGCCAUGCCCAAAGCCUUUCAGGCAGCUGGUUGGCUGAACGGUCUCCUCAGCACCGCCUUGAUCGGCUCUAUCGUCAUAUUCGCGCUGCAUGUGUUGUUGCAUGGCAUGUACGAGCUGAGCAAGCGCAAGCGUGUGCCGCAGCUGAACUAUCCAGACUCGAUGGCGGUCGCCUUGGAAUCGGGCCCGAAAUACUUGCGGUUCUUAAGCGAAACUGCGCGCUCCACCAUCGACUUCAUAUUGGCCUUCUAUCAUUUUGGCGUCUGCUGCGCUUACGUCGUCUUCAUUGCCGACAAUAUGAAGGAGUUGUUCGAUUUUUAUGGUUACGAUAUCGACUCACGCUUUUAUAUCUUCGCGUUGACUUUGCCGUUAUCAGCGAUUUAUUUGGUGCGCGAUCUGCGGAAUCUGGUGCCGUUCAAUGCAGUUGCGGACGCCAUGAUUUGCUUUAGUUUCGUCAUUGUAUUCUACUACAUUUUCACGGGUCUGCCUUCGUUGGCUCGGCGAAGUGCCUUUGGCGAUUUGAAAUCUUAUCCUUUAUUCUUCGGCACGGUGCUUUUCGCCAUCGAAUCUGUCGGUGUGAUCAUCUCCGUUGAAGCCAAAAUGAAAUCCCCGCGGGACUAUCUAGGUUUAUAUGGCAUUCUAAAUAUGGGCUUGGGCACUUCCCUAAUACUAUAUGUAUUGAUAGCAUUUUUCGGCUACUGGCGCUAUGGUGACAGGGUUAAGGACAGUAUUACUUCCAAUCUGCCGAUGGAUGAGUUCUUACCCCGCUUGGCAAAAUUAAUGUUCGCGGUGGCCAUAUUUUUAUCGUUUGCUCUACAAGGUUACAUAACCAUCGAGGUGUGUUGGCGGCGUUACUCGGAAUAUAUGAAUUUAAAGGCGUCGCAUCCCUUGGAGUAUGUCUUACGCAUAGCUAUUGUGCUCGGCGCAGUGCUCGCCGCGGUUAUGAGUUCAGAACUGGUUCUCAUACUCUCGCUCGUUGGCUCCUUCUCACUCUCUUAUCUCGGCUUGAUCUUUCCCGGUUUGAUGGACUUCUGCUUGCGCUACAGCCAGGGAUUUGGACCAUAUAAGAUCUACUUGUGGCAAGAUUUAGCUUUGGUUGUUUUUGGUUUUGUUGGUGGCGCUAUUGGCACUUGGUUCUCGAUCAGAGACCUCUUUGUAAAUUACCAAUUACAACAAUAACGCUGGAUUGCACUGUUUGCGUGGCCACUAAGUGAAAAAUAAUCACAGUCGAUAAUAAUAAAUGUUGCAAGUAA
This is a messenger RNA of Zeugodacus cucurbitae (melon fly), 1484 nucleotides long. Its product is annotated as proton-coupled amino acid transporter-like protein CG1139. The record is from RefSeq and is a predicted model, not a curated record. Gene Ontology annotation, cellular component: vacuolar membrane. The transcript has 8 exons. The coding region runs from base 100 to 1410 and encodes 436 amino acids. Lineage: Eukaryota; Metazoa; Arthropoda; Insecta; Diptera; Tephritidae. Gene Ontology annotation, molecular function: amino acid transmembrane transporter activity. Gene Ontology annotation, biological process: amino acid transmembrane transport.